AUGGCUCUUAGAGAGGGAUCAUCACCUACAAACUCAGACAUCAUGUACCACCAAUGUACUUCACACUUGCAAACUCAACCACAAAGUGGCAUGCAAAAGAGAAAGGCAGGGAGGAAGAAGUUCCAGGAGACGCGGCACCCGGUCUACAAAGGCGUUCGGGAAAGGAAUGGGAAAUGGGUUUGCGAGCUUAGGCAACCUAAAAAGAAAUCUCGUGUAUGGCUCGGGACUUGGCCUUGUCCAGACAUGGCUGCUAAGGUUUAUGAUGUAGCUGCCUUAGCUCUCAAGGGCGAGUCUGCUUCUUUGAAUUUUCCUGAAGCGGCAUGUGUUUUACCACGCGUUAAAUCUUCAUCUUCCAUAAGAGACAUAGGGUGUACUGCAACGAAGGCUGCACAGGCAUUUCCUUGUGUAAAAUCAUCAUGUUCUAGAAAUUUGUUCUUGGACGAGGAGGAGUUGUUUAACAUGCCGAGGUUACUUGAUAGUAUGGCAGAGGGGUUGAUUAUUACACCCCUAUCCAUGCAAAAGGGGUUUAAUUGGGAUGAUUUGGAAAAUAAUACUAUGGACCUCACUCUAUGGAGAGACUGA
Molecule: messenger RNA, 582 nt
Organism: Quercus lobata
Lineage: Eukaryota; Viridiplantae; Streptophyta; Magnoliopsida; Fagales; Fagaceae
Product: dehydration-responsive element-binding protein 1F-like
Exons: 2
Coding region: 1-582 (193 amino acids)
Biological process (GO): regulation of DNA-templated transcription
Molecular function (GO): DNA binding; DNA-binding transcription factor activity
Source: RefSeq, a predicted model, not a curated record